UAGAUUUAUACGCAUAUAUAUCUGCAAACAUUGGUUAAUAGGCAAACAAAUCGGAUAAUAUUGGACUUUCAACAUUUUGGGCAAAAUAGAAAUAAAACCUGGAUUUUUCCGACAGGACAAAUAUCAAAAUGCCAUUGACGUUAAAACAUUUUCGAUCUGGGAGUACUUAUCCCGAGCCAACCCCAGGAAAGCUGCGGCUGUACAGCAUGCAUUGCUGUCCGUACGCCCAAAGGACAAAGAUGGUGCUGCUUCACAAAGGCAUUGAUCACGAAACCGUCAACAUUCAUCUACAAGACAAACCUGAAUGGUUCUUAGAGAAAAUUACUCCCAUUGGCAAGGUUCCAACCAUCCAACUUGACGACAGGAUCGUUUUUGACUCGGUCAUCGUCAAUGAUUAUCUUGACGCCAUGUACCCUGAAACUAAAUUGAAUCCAGAUGACCCUUACCAGCUGGCAAGUGACCGGAUGUUAUUGGAGAAAUACGGGAAGUUCAUUGGUGCUUUCUACAAAGUAAUGUUAAGCCACACAGAGGACAAGGAAGACAUCGAGAACAUGUUCUCUGCCUUAGAUGGAUUCGAACUUGAUGUAAAGAAGCGAGGGACUCCUUUCCUUGGAGGCGACAAGCCGAAGAUGGUGGAUUUAAACGUCUGGCCUCACAUGAUGAGGAUACCUCACCUGGCUUACUCCUUUAAUAAUCCGGAAGUGGAGUUAUCUCCUGACAGGUUUCCGGCAGUGACGUCAUGGAUAAACAACAUGGGGAAAGUACCCGCAGUCCAACAGACAAAUUUGGAUAAAGACCAUUACAAACUGUUCAUUGAAUCGUAUAUUGCUAAGAAAGUUGAUUAUGAUGUGUUCAUAGAGGAAUGAAAUGACAUUUGUAGAUUCGUCGAAGAAAAUGGUCAUACUUCUGACUUUAUAUUCAUGCAUAACUAGUCAUCACUGCUCAUCCGAGAAGUGACAAAAUAUAUUACAGAAGCAUGGUUAUAAUUUUAGAAACUCACACGGUUAAACCGCCUUUAUUUAUAAAAAGAUAAACAUAAGAAACCUU
Mya arenaria is the source of this 1047-nucleotide messenger RNA. Its product is annotated as pyrimidodiazepine synthase-like. Bases 129 to 866 code for a protein of 245 amino acids. The transcript is spliced from 5 exons. Lineage: Eukaryota; Metazoa; Mollusca; Bivalvia; Myida; Myidae. The record is from RefSeq and is a predicted model, not a curated record. Gene Ontology annotation, biological process: glutathione metabolic process. Gene Ontology annotation, cellular component: cytoplasm. Gene Ontology annotation, molecular function: glutathione dehydrogenase (ascorbate) activity; glutathione transferase activity.